GCGAGUCGCAAGGAGACUGGAGGUUGUGAGGUUGGGGGGCUCUGACACUCUCAAGAAACUCGCACACAACCCAUCCCUCAACGCUCAAGAACCUUGCCGCGCCACAAUCAUCCCCGGUCGCAACGCAGGCAGCUACGUCUCUUUCCCCCUUCCACCUUUUAUUAUCGCUCUCUUCUUUCCUCCUACCUCCAUCGCCACGAGCUCCUCUGUUUGUCGUCACCUGGUUCUGGUGGGAAGUGACAAAUAUCCACCUACAGCAACCCCCGUCCCACCCACGAGCCUCUUCCCUCUAUAGUGUCCAGCGCUUGGGGCUACGGCUCCUCCAAUUCCACAACUCAUCACAUAUCACAGUACUCCAUCCUCCGCCAUUGCGUCCAUGUCUGCAGCCGAGAUGUCGCUCGAGAAUGACAACCGGCCAAGGGUCGACGGCUAUGUCCAACCUCAAAUGAUCAAGAAACCACCUUUCUCUGUCGAAGCCUCUGGUUACGAGAAGAAAGAAGGCGAAACCAUCCCCCGACGCAAUCCUCUGGCCAAGGACAAGCUCAUUGUUCAACCCUCGGAUGACGUCAAAACCGUGUUUGACAAUCUCAAACGGGCGGCCUCCAAGUUCGGAAAUGCCAAAGCCAUUGGAUCGAGAAGGAUACUCAAGACGCACGUCGAGAAUAAGAAGGUCAAAAAGAUUGUCGAUGGCCGGGAGCAAGAGGUGGACAAGAAAUGGACCUACUUCGAGCUCAGCGGAUAUGAAUACAUGACUUUCAUCGAGUAUGAGAAGCUGGCUCUUGACUGCGGCUCGGGUCUAGCGCGUCUUGGAAUCUCCAAAGAGAACAAGAUGCACCUGUACGGUGCCACCAGUGCCCACUGGCUGGCCAUGUCGCAUGCUGCCGCCUCUCAAUCGAUCCCUAUAGUCACUGCUUACGACUCUCUUGGUGAGGAGGGACUGAAACAUUCUCUUAUUCAGACCGGAUCUGUAGCCAUUUUCUUAGAUGCCAACCUCAUCCCCACCUUACUGAGAGUCCUUAAGGAUGUCAAGCACCUCAAGACCGUCAUCUACAACACGGAACCAGAGAUCAAGCAGGCGGACCUGGACAAGCUGAAAUCCACCCAUCCCGAUCUGAAAAUACUCAGCUUUGAAGAACUUCGAAAGUCCGGUGCUGAGAAUUCUGUGGACCCCGUGCCUCCCGGCCCAGAAGAUCUGGCUUGCAUCAUGUAUACCUCCGGUUCGACGGGCCCGCCAAAGGGCGUGACGAUUAAACACAAGGCCGUGGUUGCCGCAAUGGCUGGAGUCCAGACGGUCGUGGCCCCCUAUAUCGGUCCGGCCGAUGCAUUGCUCACUUAUCUACCCCAAUCGCACAUUUUCGAAUACAUGUUUGAAAAUGUCUGCUUGUUCUGGGGUGGAACCAUGGGCUAUGGUAACCCUAAGACACUGUCUGACGCAUCUGUCCGGAAUUGCAAAGGAGAUAUUCGUGAAUUCCGACCCACUAUUUUGAUAGGCGUCCCUGCCGUCUGGGAAAGCGUCAAAAAGGGUAUUCUUUCGAGGGUCAACAGCGGCUCCUUCAUCGUCAGGAACAUGUUCUGGGGCGCCUUGUCCCUGAAACAGACUCUCCUUUCAGUGGGCCUGCCGGGCGCCGGUCUUUUGGACGCUGUGGUGUUCAAGAAGUUGAAGGAUGCCACCGGUGGCCGGCUUCGCAUCGCGUUCAACGGAGGCGGCCCCAUCUCGGAAGAAACAAUCAAAUUCAUUAGUUACGCAGUAACUCCCAUGAUUUCUGGCUAUGGCCUCACUGAGACUUCUGCGAUGGGCUGCAUUCAAGAUCCAUUGGCCUGGGAUCCCUAUGCCUUGGGCGACAUCACCGGAUGUAUUGAGAUCAAGCUGGUUGACUUCCCUGAUGCUGGUUACUACUCAACGAACAAGCCUCCGCAAGGCGAAAUUUGGAUCCGGGGCCCUUCGGUCACGGAAGGCUAUUGGGACAAUGAAAAAGAGACUCAGGAAGCAAUCACUGAAGAUGGAUGGUUCAAGACUGGAGAUAUUGGCGAAUUCAAUGCCAAUGGCCACCUUCGCAUCAUUGACCGGAAGAAAAACUUGGUCAAGACACUGAAUGGCGAAUACAUUGCCCUCGAAAAGCUGGAAUCAGCCUACCGAACAGCCCCCGUUGUCGGAAAUAUUUGCGUUUUCGCUGCUGCAGACAAGGCCAAACCGAUUGCGAUCAUCGUGCCAGUCGAAGCCACUCUGCAGAAAAUUGCAGCAGCCAAUGGCAUUCUGGGAGAAAAUCUGGAAGAAAUGGUUCACGAUGAAAAACUCAACGCAAUCGUGCUGAAGGAAGUGCAGAAAGCAGGUCGUGAUGCUGGUCUUUCUGGUAUUGAGAUCGUUGACGGCGUGGUUCUGGCAGACGAGGAAUGGACUCCUCAAAACGGUCUGAUUUCCCCGGCCCAAAAAGUUCAGAGGAAGAAGAUUCAGCAGCAUUUCGAAAAGGAAAUCAAGCAUGCCUACGGAGACUGAACCGAAAAAUAAUAUCAGCAUAGACACCAGCGCUCCCCACAGGUGCUCUGAAGCGCUGACUGAAAAUCAAAUCAAUCCCAUAGUGAAUCGAGGGAAGGAAUCCUAUCAAACGAAACGACGAGCGCGCACGGUGUUUGGAAUUGCUUCGUGCUGAUGAUAUCCCAAUACAAUAUGUAGUAUACAGUUGUUGGCAGUCUUGCAUCGCUUCCUGACGCAUCUCAAUUUAACACAGCUAGAGACCACGGGCCAUGUUUCUCUGAUUUCCACGUCACCACAAUUUCUUUCAGACUUCCCGAGCUUCGAAGCCCUCGUUCUCAAAACAGUCGUUCGAUACCAGCUCAUCAGGCACCUCAGUUCCCUCCUCGAGAUGAUCAGAAUUCAGAACUCAACGUCUCUUCGAGUUACUGGUGAUCUUCAUGCCGUCGAUAAGCCUGCCAAAUGUGUCAGAUCUUGGUAGUGAAGCUCGGCAGAAGGAGACCCUACCACCCUGCAUUCUCAACCGCAAUGCUCGGGCAUUUACCAUCGCUCUGGCAUUCGAUCGGGCAGCAUAUCCCUG
This is a messenger RNA of Cladophialophora immunda, 3050 nucleotides long. RefSeq lists its product as uncharacterized. Gene Ontology annotation, molecular function: long-chain fatty acid-CoA ligase activity. Gene Ontology annotation, cellular component: lipid droplet; plasma membrane; endoplasmic reticulum. The coding region runs from base 377 to 2494 and encodes 705 amino acids. The record is from RefSeq and is a predicted model, not a curated record. NCBI's taxonomy places the organism in Eukaryota, Fungi, Ascomycota, Eurotiomycetes, Chaetothyriales, Herpotrichiellaceae. The transcript has 3 exons. Gene Ontology annotation, biological process: long-chain fatty acid metabolic process; long-chain fatty-acyl-CoA metabolic process.